Molecule: messenger RNA, 2028 nt
Organism: Vitis riparia (riverbank grape)
Lineage: Eukaryota; Viridiplantae; Streptophyta; Magnoliopsida; Vitales; Vitaceae
Product: nicotinamide adenine dinucleotide transporter 2, mitochondrial-like
Exons: 5
Coding region: 110-1135 (341 amino acids)
Source: RefSeq, a predicted model, not a curated record
CACAUAAACGUCACCUCCUCCCCAAAGCCUCCUCUAAACGUCCCAGAGGUUUCUACAAUAAAGUAGUUCUUUGCCGCCAUUGGAGGUUUCUAGCUGGCGCCGACCACUCAUGGCUGUGGAAACUGAGGCUGCGACUCCGGGCUUGGCCCUAGCUGAAACCGACAUCAACUGGGACAGGUUGGACAAGACAAGGUUUCAUAUCAUUGGGGCCAUCCUCUUUACUGCUCAGUCAGCCUUGCUGCAUCCAACAGCAGUUGUAAAAACCAGAAUGCAAGUAGAUGGCUCUGGACUUUCUCACAUGGGCGGUAUAUCAGUAUUUAGACAUAUACUAAAAAGCGAUGGCAUCCCUGGACUAUUUAGAGGUUUUGGAACAUCUGCCAUUGGAUCCUUGCCAGGUAGGGUCCUGGCCUUGACGUCCCUUGAAGUAUCAAAAGAUAUGAUGUUCAAAUACACUAAGCAUCUAGACAUGCCUGAAGCAACCCGAGUCGGGAUUGCAAAUGGGGUAGCAGGCUUGUUCUCAAAUUUAGUUUCCUGUGUGUACUAUGUGCCUUUGGAUGUGGUUUGUCAGAGGCUAAUGGUACAAGGGCUACCAGGGACUGCAUAUUGCAGUGGGCCUUUUGAUGUUGUUCAUAAAGUAAUGAAGGCUGAAGGGUUCCGUGGUAUGUAUAGAGGUUUUGGAUUAACAGCUGUGACCCAAUCUCCAGCGAAUGCACUUUGGUGGGGUGUCUAUGGUGCUGCUCAACACAUGAUCUGGAGGAGCUUGGACCACAGAGAAAAUACAGAGAGGAAACCAUCUCAUUUGGAGAUGGCAACUGUUCAAGCUUCAGCUGGAAUUGUAGCUGGUGCUUGUUCCUCUGUUGUUACUACUCCCAUAGACACUGUAAAAACACGACUCCAGGUCAUGGAUAACUAUGGCGCUGGAAGGCCAUCUGUAAUGAAGACGGCAAAAACUCUUCUUAAAGAAGAUGGAUGGCGGGGCUUCUAUAGAGGGUUUGGACCCCGCUUCUUUAAUAUGUCACUCUAUGGAACCACAAUGAUUGUUACUUAUGAACUGAUAAGUAUGUUGGCUUCUCCUUUUCAACAUGGGCAAAUUUAUGGUAGCGAUCAGCUUUGUGCUUUGUCAAGACAUCCCUAGGUUUAGGAUUUUGAAACAAAACUUAGAUUUAUUAUAAUUUUGUUCAACUUCCAAUCAUGAUUUUCUGUUUUGGGCAAGAAGCCCCUCUGUCUGACAAUCUUGAAUUGUUCUGAUUCCAGAGUCUUAGGAAACCAAUUAGCAUCUCAGCUAGCCUCCAUCCUCGAUUCACACCGAGAUCAAAGCUUAGAAACCUUUGGAAAUGACAUAAAUUUCAUUCACUGGCUCUGUUUCAACUUUGUCCAGGAAGAAAUUUCUGCUGAAACCCAGUUUAGAAACCUUGCCUUUGUUAUGAUUCUACAAGAAAUGAACACUUCCAACAUCUUUCAUCAUUUGGGUUCAGGAAGAACUUUAGAUUAACUGAUUUAUUGAUUGUAGUCAAUUAUUUCUGAUCUCUGCAACUAGGCUCUGGAGAGUGGAGACUAGCCCACCGAUAGGCACAGAUUUUAUGUACAUGGCUGCAGAGUGUACUUACAUCACCAGCUAAAUGCCUUUUCCCCCUCUUUUUUCCAGAGAGAUUAUCCCUGAAGCAAACGUGACGUUCUUUAAUGGAGGACAACAAAAGCUGCAGUCAACUGCAUCUGAAUCAAGGAUAGGUGAAUCUUCGAUUCAAUUUGUUGGCCGCCUUCAUAUAUAUCUGCCAUUUGAAGGCAGCAUUGCCACGGUAAACUGAACAGCAAGUUCCUAAAAGGGGGUUUUGUUCCUUUGAUUAGGUUCCUUCUCUGUAAUUCUGAUGAGAAGAAGGUAUGCUGCCAUUGAAAUUUUGGUACGGCUUUUGUCAGUCAAGCAGGAAAAGAAGUGUUCAUUCAUCCUGAUAUGUACACAUCAAUGUCUAUAUAAUGACACGUGGCUUUAAUUUUAAAGCAUAUAUUCAUCGAAUUUAAAUUUAUUUAUCA